AUGGCUGAGGACCAAGAGCAUUCCCAGCAGCAGUGGGGAGUGAGUCCCCCUGUGUCCCUGUCGAAAGCCACGCCUAAAGAUAUUGCUGCUACUGAUGUUAUGAUGAAGGUAUUGGAUGAGGAAGCACCUCCAGCCAGUGAGGAGGAGAGGCAGCUCCACAAAAGGGUGUUCGAACUUAUGUCAAGAUUGGUCACCGAGUGGGGAAAGGAGUAUGCAUUCUCCACUGGUUUGAAGGAGGAGGACUGUCGUUGUGAACUGAUGGCGAUCGGGAGCGCUAGACUGGGCUUGCAGGACCCCUCUAGCGAUAUCGAUUGUGUGGUGGUUGCGGCUCAUAAGGUCACCCGCGAUGCCUUCUUUGAGCUGUUUCCUUUGAAGCUAUCAGAACUGAACGACGUGACUAACCUGAACCCAGUACCCCAAGCUGCCGUUCCUGUUAUCAAGAUGAAGUUUAUGGGCGUAGACGUGGACGUGCUCUAUUGUGGCUUAGCCCAUCCACUGAGUGGACCAGCGAUAGACCCAGCUGAUGAUAACCUGUUGUGUGGUAUGGAUGAGAAAUCAGCACGGAGCAUCAACGGUGUUCGAGUUUCUGAUGCUAUCAAAGCUUGCGUACCACAUUUCGCCCACUUCCUAGGUGCCCUGAGGGUGAUCAGAGCCUGGGCUCGUAGACGUGGGAUAUACAGCAACGCCCUUGGAUACCUCGGAGGAGUCAGCUGGGCGAUAUUAGUAGCAAGAGUCUGUCAGCUCUUCCCCAAUAUGGGGCCGUCUCAGCUGGUGGUUCGAUUCUUCCGUGUGUAUUCACGUUGGAACUGGGAUCCCUCGGAGGGUGCUGUAGUUCUACGCCACUCCGAGCAACGGAAUGGGGAGGGCUUUCAGCAUCAUAAAGUCUGGUGCCCUCCUCCCAAGAGGACCACCACGGACCAACCGCUGCCUCUCGCGGCCUCUCCAAUGGCUGUGAUAACCCCAGCGUACCCGUCCAUGAACUCCACCUUUGGGGUUACUAGAAUGACUAUGGACACCAUCAAGAAGGAACUCGAGCGUGGGGCUGGAAUAAUAUCAUCUAAAGGCGUCGACUUGAGAAGUAGAGAAUGCUGGGAGACGCUACUUGAGCCAAUCCAUUUCUUCGAUUACGAUCAGGGAGGGUACAAGCAGUUCCUUCAGAUUGAGAUCGGUGGAGCAAGUGAAUUGAGCCAUAAGUCCGCGGAGGGGUUGGUGAAUUCCAAGUUGAAGCCUCUGUUAUUGCGAAAGAUGCCCGAGGUCGCUCCGGAAGAUACCAACAAGGCCCCAUAUAGGGCGUGGACUGGUGCAGUAGCGCUCGAGGAUCCCUAUAAGGAGUACCCCUACUGUUCUGCAUUGUUCGUGGGCCUGUCUAUUCCGCCUGGAAUGGAUCUGCGACCAGCGGUUAGAGAAUUUAUGGAGCGACUGGGGAUCGAACUUGCGACCCAAAUGCCUGAAUAUAAGGCUGGUGGCAUGUUCGAUGUGAGGGUGCGUCACGUUGCGGGUCCGUCUCUCCCAAACACUGUCAAGUGUUUGACGGCAAAAAGAAAGGCAGAGGAGGGUUUACCAGAGGACGCUGAUGUUAAGGCUAAGAAAGUUCGUUCCACGUGA
Messenger RNA from Perkinsus marinus ATCC 50983, 1605 nucleotides. RefSeq names its product poly A polymerase, putative. The record is from RefSeq and is a predicted model, not a curated record. Bases 1 to 1605 code for a protein of 534 amino acids. Gene Ontology annotation, molecular function: poly(A) RNA polymerase activity; RNA binding. Lineage: Eukaryota; Perkinsozoa; Perkinsida; Perkinsidae. Gene Ontology annotation, cellular component: nucleus. The transcript is spliced from 14 exons.